AUGCGCCGCGGUCCACUUGCGGGCACUGAAGAUCCAAGAUUGAUAAGGGGCAAACGCCUCCGAAAAACUGAACCUCUUCCACUUAGAUAUCAGUCCACUGACCGGGAAGAUCUUUAUUAUCACGAAGCGCAAACUUCCUCACUCUCUUGGGGUGCCGAUGAAUGGUUUUGGACGGAGCUGUGUCUGGUAGACACAUACUUUGGCUCUGAAGAGAAGCAUAAGACUUACUUCACUGGGUGCCAGGAAGGUGAUGGAUUCGACCCUCCCGUUGGGGGUAGAUUCCGAAUGACUACACCGCGAUUCGAUCCAAGAGAAUACUUUCUUCUCAAGCUUCGAUUUCGGACCGAACAAGCAGUCACGGAGUACAGUGCACUCAUAGAAACCUUCAACAGCAGAAUGGAUGAAUAUGCACGAACGAUCAGACGCGUCUUCGAAGACGAUAACAAGAGGACGAACACAAGGACAAUAAGCGAUGUCAUCGAAACAGCACAGCUUUUCAUUGACGGCAUCAGCGGUAUAACCGACGCUUGGGAUACAUUCAGUCGUACUGAGCUUGUGAUCUUCACUACAUAUCUACCUGAGAGAUCUACCUGGCCAACAUACAUCAACAUCAUCAUUCGAAAUGUUGCAGAACUUGAUCGAUUACGCAAAUUACUCCUCAUCAGGCGAGACCACUUCAAGUUCAAACUCGAUAGCUACGUCGCCUUUCCACUACUCUUUACAACAGCACUUUUCAGCAUGGACUUCGUUAGACCGAAGUACCCAUGGGCUGUGUUCUUCGGAGUGUUAGCGCUGAUAUCGUUGGUGAAUUAUAUGAUUGCUUCGCCGCGGAGCUCAAAGAGAGUGUGGACGAAGUGUAAGGCGUGGCAGGAUGCAACGGUAUGGAAGUUGAAGCAUAAUUGA
Alternaria alternata is the source of this 903-nucleotide messenger RNA. RefSeq lists its product as hypothetical. The transcript is spliced from 3 exons. The record is from RefSeq and is a predicted model, not a curated record. NCBI's taxonomy places the organism in Eukaryota, Fungi, Ascomycota, Dothideomycetes, Pleosporales, Pleosporaceae. Bases 1 to 903 code for a protein of 300 amino acids.